Messenger RNA from Carlito syrichta (Philippine tarsier), 1386 nucleotides. RefSeq names its product WD repeat-containing protein 72-like. NCBI's taxonomy places the organism in Eukaryota, Metazoa, Chordata, Mammalia, Primates, Tarsiidae. The record is from RefSeq and is a predicted model, not a curated record. Bases 1 to 1374 code for a protein of 457 amino acids. Gene Ontology annotation, cellular component: cytoplasm. The transcript is spliced from 7 exons. Gene Ontology annotation, biological process: protein localization to plasma membrane.
AUGACUGUAAGGAUCUUCAGCAAUGAGGUAGCUGAUGCCAAGUCUUUCUCAAGACCUUUUAACGUCUUGCCUGUAAAGACAAAAUGGAGUAAUGUUGGCUUUCAUAUUCUGCUAUUUGAUUUGGAAAACCUUGUUGAACUUUUGUUGCCAACUCCACUCGGUGAUGUUGACAUUUCCAGUUCAUUCUAUGGUAGUGAUAUCUUGAGAAGAGCCAAGAGCACAGUAGAGAAGAAGACACUGACACUGAAAAAAAGCAAAACUUCAUGUGUUCCUCUCUCAGCAGAAGCACAGGCCAAACCUGCUAGUGAAAGCCUGGUCCAAGGAGAUAAUGCCAUCAAAUUCUUAGAAGAAAAUGAUGUCAUUAAAAGGCAGAAGAAAAUGAAGAGUUCCAAAAAGAUGUACCUUAAGCCAUCAAGAAAAGUGGAUACCAAUCUCACAAUAGACACAGCUAAAUUAUUUCUGUCUUGCCUUUUGCCAUGGGGAGUGGAUAAAGAAUUAGAUCAUCUCUGCAUUGAGCAUCUCAAUAUUUUAAAGCUUCAGGGUCCUGUUUCUUUAGGACUUGCUUCAAAUGAAGAUCACUUCUCAUUGAUGUUGCCAGGUUGGGAUUUAUGCAAUUCUGAAAUGAAAAAAGACUAUUCAAGAGUAAAUUUAUUUUCCAGAAAAGUUUUGGACUUGUCAAAUAAAUACACAGCCACUCUUCUAAAUCAGGUUGGAAUUCCAAAAGGACUGGAAAAUAAUUGUGAUUCUUUGCAAGUGUCAAAUACUAUAGUUUAUUUAUUGAGCAGACUAUUUUUAAUUAACAAGUUAGUUAACAUGCCUUUAGAACUGGCCUGUGGAGUUGACAGUUCUCUCAAAAUGGAAUUUGUACGUAAUAAGGUGAAAAGUCCUGGGAAUGAUAUUUUGAGUAUUUCAAGCUUCUAUGGUUACUUGCGAAAUGGUAAGAAUGAAUCCCAUGUACCUGAGGCUGACCUUUCACUUUUGAAGUUAAUUUCCUGUUGGAGGGACCAGUCUGUGCAGGUAACUGAAGCAAUACAAGCUGUACUCUUGGCAGAAGUUCAACAACACAUGAAGACUUUGAGAAAGAUACCAAUCAAUAAUCAAUCAGUGUCCGUGGCAGAGAAUGGUAACUGUGAGAUGAUACAAGUCCUAUCAAAGAUGGAAUGGGCAGAAGAACUAGAGUUACAGUGUGUUAGAAACACUUGCCCUCUGCAAACUCCAGCCAGUCCAGUCAAGCAUGACAGCAACUCAAACUCGGCAAACUUCCAAGAUACUGAGGACAUGCCUGACAGAUGUGUCUUGGAAGAGUCUGAGAGUCCAGAUGAGCCAAGUCAUCAUUCAUGGAUUGCAAAGGUGUGUCCCUGCAGGGUGUGCUAAAUGAAAUCACAU